AGGUGGGACUUCCUGUCUCGUGUAUCCAAGGUCUUCAUAAGUCAGUGCCGGCCUUGGGGAGGAGGGUGUCUAGAAUGUGGUGGCGAGCCUGGCAGCAAAUUAGCUGGGCCUGGUAGAAGGGUACUCACCUAUUUAUUACUGCCGUUAUCCUUACUGUCCUCCCACGGCGUCUCCCAGAGGCCUUGGAGCCCUGAGAACCCAAGCGUGUGCCCGCAGGUUCCGUGAGGGCCAUGGAGGUGCGGCCGCCAGCGCCACAGAGCUACUUCUGCCGGGCGCUGUGUCCUUUCCCUCGGGUUUUUGCUGCGAGAGCUGUGGCUGCCGAUUCGGAGAACCAGAAGCUGUCUUCCUACGUCCCAGAGCCUGAUUACCUGGAAUCCGGAUGGGACCGCCUCCGGGACCUGUUUGUCAAAGAUGAACAGCAGAGAACUUCAAAGGAACUUGAGAAUAUUUAUAAGGCGGCUAUUUCAGCAGGCAUCAUUGGCUGGGCAUAUGGAGGAAUACCAGCUUUUAUCCAUGCUAAACAGCACUAUGUUGAGCAGAGCCAAGCAGAAGUUUAUCAUAGCCGGUUUGAUGCUGUGCAAUCUGCACAUCGUGCUGCCACACGAGGCUUCAUCCGGUAUGGCUGGCGCUGGAGUUGGAGAACUACAGUGUUUGUGACUAUAUUCAACACAGUGAAUACUGGUCUAAAUGUGUACCGAAAUAAAAAUGCCCUAAGCCAUUUUGUCAUUGCGGGAGCUGUCACAGGAAGCCUUUUUAGAAUAAACUUAGGCCUGCGUGGUCUGGUGGCUGGUGGCAUAAUUGGAGCCUUGCUAGGCACUCCUGUAGGAAGUCUGUUGAUGGCAUUUCAGAAGUUCUACGGGGAGACUGUCCAAGAGAGAACACAGAAGGAUCGCAAAGCACUCCAUGAGCUGAAAUUGGAAGAGAGUAAAGCCAGACUGCAAUUUACUGAACUCCUCCCUGAAGAAAUUGAAAGUAGCUUACAGAAAAAUCGAUCCAAAGAUGAUGUUAAGAAAAUUGAAGCACUACUAAAUCUUCCUAGAAACCCUUCAUCAACAACUAAACAAGACAAAGACUGAAAAUGUUCUGGACUUAAAAUUCAUUGGCAAAUUGAAGGGAUCUAUGUUGCCCUGUCCAUUGAAUGCCAAAGGCUAGUCUUCUCCUUGGCCAGCCUGCUGACAGAUAUAAGUGCUGGCACCUCUAGUGGCAGUGACUUGCUCUUAUCUUUUGUUUUCACCAAGAAUUGGGCAGUUGUACACUCACUUUACUUAUCCUUAAAUUUAAAUACAUAGUCUUUCCUGAUUGAUCUAUAUAUUUGGCAUUGUAUCUGUACUGGUCAAUCAAUACAUAUUUCUUUGCCCUGAAUUUUACAAUAGUAAAUUAAAAAUUUCCCAAAAUUGGAGUUGAAAUCUGUGGGUUGUAUGUUUAUUCUUGCAGCCUUUUAAAAAGAUACUUAGUCACUAGAAGGAGGAGGUAUCACUAGGUAAGGCAAAUGGGUCUGUGAUGAAAUCCUUGUGCCUUUGGAUUCUAGAAACAUUGUGGGCCUAAGUGUGUAGUGGGGUUUGGUUUUGUUUUAAUAAAAAAGAUAAUUCCUA
Prionailurus viverrinus (fishing cat) is the source of this 1592-nucleotide messenger RNA. It is a transcript of the gene TIMMDC1, whose product is annotated as translocase of inner mitochondrial membrane domain containing 1. NCBI's taxonomy places the organism in Eukaryota, Metazoa, Chordata, Mammalia, Carnivora, Felidae. The record is from RefSeq and is a predicted model, not a curated record. The transcript is spliced from 7 exons. Gene Ontology annotation, cellular component: mitochondrion. The coding region runs from base 231 to 1076 and encodes 281 amino acids.